CAUUGCGCAGCCCGCUGUUCUGUGUAGUCUUGUGAGAUCCACGUCAACCUCCAACUGCACCGUCGCUCUCCCGUCUCCAGCUGUCCACGAACAACAGCACCCGGCAGCCGCCCGAUCGAUUGUCGCACGCAGUAGCGCGUAGACGAGCUCGCGCUUAGCAGCAUUGACUUGCCUUCCGCGAGCGACGUGCGUGAUGACAACCUCACUUCUGCAACCCCAGGGGCGACUGUCGCCAGCGGAGACGCUGGAGUUGGCGCAGCAAGCUCCCGAGAUUCUGCGGCGCAAUCCCAAGGCCAUCUCGACUUCUCCCCUGCAAAUACUCUUCUCCGCCCCCGAGACGGCCGAUCUUUGGACUAUCUACGAGAACCUGCUCCUGUCAUGUCUUCGUGCAGGCGACGACACGGCUGCGCACCAAGUCUUGGAAAGAUUGGUGCUUCGAUUCGGCGAAAAGGACGAGCGCAUUAUGGCUUUGAAGGGAUUGGUGAAGGAGACCGAGGCUGUGAACGAUGAAGAGCUGCAAAAGAUACUCGACGAGUACGAUUUGCUGCUAGAAGAGAACGACACCAACAUGCCCGUUUACAAGCGAAAAAUCGCGCUGUUGCGCUCAAUGGGGAAGAACACCCAAGCCAUCACGGCGCUGAACGCCCUCCUCGACUUCAGCCCAACGGACUCGGAGGCGUGGGCGGAGUUGGCGGAUCUGUACCUGUCCCAAGGGCUCUACCCCCAAGCCAUCCAUUCUCUGGAGGAGGUGGUUGUGCUCGUUCCGAAUGCCUGGAAUAUUCAUGCCCGACUGGGCGAAGUUUCCCUGAUGGCUGCAAACACAACCACCGACGGCUCUGCUCAGAGGUAUCUUGCAGAGGCCCUGAAACGUUUUUGCCGGAGCGUCGAGCUGUGUGACGACUAUCUGCGUGGUUACUAUGGCUUGAAGCUGACUACCGACAAGCUGUUGAGUAGUGUGGCGAAGGAGAAGCGGCGAGAGUCGGACGGAUUCUCCCUUCCGGAACAGGCAACGAUUGAGAAGCUGAACCAGGCGGCAACUGAAAAGCUUGGAGAGAUUGUCCGCCGGCACGGAGCCCGGGAGAAGCUCUGGCAGGGGUAUGACGCAGGCGAGGUCGCCGCCGCCCGCGAGCUCGUGGCCAAGUCAGCGCCCGAGUUGAUUCGAUGAGGGCAUCUGGUAGUGGACGGGGAGGGUGUGAGGAUCCAGUGACGGGCCCACGAUGCUGGCUUGGCUGUGCCUUGUCAGGGGUAAUUGUGGGUUGGAUGAGCGGGACGGGAUGCUACCGGCCGAGGCAAGAGGAACGGGCCCUUAGCGUGCGUGAAAGACACGACGGGAAGGUUUGCAUGCGGAAGGGGGCGGUGUUGUUUCAUUGGAGCCUUAAGGCUGAGAGGCAGAAGCAUUGGGCAUCUACUCAUAGGUGAGGCGUGGUGAGCGGUGGGCCAGCAACGGGUUUUACAUGACUGCUACUGUGAGAGGUGCCGAACGGCUGGCCAAGCGCAGGGACCUCGAACACGCCACCUGGGAGGACGGCGCGAUGCGGCGUUGAAGACGCGAGUCCCUUUGGGCACGAAUCAGCGGGAUCCGGUCUCGUCGGGUUGGGCAUGGAGCGAGUCUUGGGCCCGGGCGUGGAGAUAGCAGCGGCGUGAAGGCGAAGACAGUGCAAGGCGCGGCGACUGUACUUGUUACCCUUGGGCAGACGUGGAAGAGAAACACGGCACACGGAGCACAGAAGUACAUAAAGUUUUUGUUUGUUUCUUAUAAACGACGCAGUCGGAGAU
This is a messenger RNA of Purpureocillium takamizusanense, 1776 nucleotides long. RefSeq names its product Inositol phosphatase SIW14 (gene oca3). The coding region runs from base 194 to 1165 and encodes 323 amino acids. The transcript is spliced from 4 exons. Gene Ontology annotation, biological process: protein folding in endoplasmic reticulum. NCBI's taxonomy places the organism in Eukaryota, Fungi, Ascomycota, Sordariomycetes, Hypocreales, Ophiocordycipitaceae. Gene Ontology annotation, molecular function: protein binding. Gene Ontology annotation, cellular component: EMC complex. The record is from RefSeq and is a predicted model, not a curated record.